This is a messenger RNA of Pipistrellus kuhlii (Kuhl's pipistrelle), 2686 nucleotides long. It is a transcript of the gene MAN2C1, whose product is annotated as mannosidase alpha class 2C member 1. Gene Ontology annotation, molecular function: carbohydrate binding; alpha-mannosidase activity. NCBI's taxonomy places the organism in Eukaryota, Metazoa, Chordata, Mammalia, Chiroptera, Vespertilionidae. Gene Ontology annotation, biological process: oligosaccharide catabolic process; mannose metabolic process. The record is from RefSeq and is a predicted model, not a curated record.
AUGGGAUGGCCCACCAGUCCAGAAGCUCUUCUUUCAGUGUCCCACUCAAAGUUCCGAGCAGCUGGGCUUUCCAGAGAGCCUGGAUGUUGUAAAAAGCAGCCUGCAGCGGUCCACGCGCAGGUUCCGCCGCGCAGAAGCACCGAAAUUGUCCGAGAAGAGUGGGAGGGCGGCGUUGACGCAGCGCCAACCCUGAAGCACUGCACUAGGCUGGAGCGGGCGGAGAAAUUCGUGUCACCACUCUACCCACAAUUGCUCUUCGGGGACAGCUGCCCGGUGGCCACGCUCUCCAGUUACCUGACUGAGAGGUUUCCCUGCUAGGAGGCAAUCCGGCAGGACUUCCGCCCUGUGCAGGUCCGGGACACCUUUGGACCCAAAUGGUGGAUCUGCUGGUUCUGGGUGGAGCUGACCAUCCUGGAGGCCUGGGUGGGGCAAGAAGUUCACCUUCACUAAAGUGAUGGAGAGGGCCUGGUGUGACGUGAUGGGGAACGGGUCCGUGGUUUGACCAAAGAAGGGGAGAAACUCAGUUAUGUCCUGAUUGAGAGGCUGGGAGAAGGAGACCCUUGGAGGCUGACCCUCUAUGAAGAAGUCGCCUGCAAUGGGCUCUUGGGGCCCAGAAAGGGCACCAUGAUUGCAGCCCCAGACCUGGAGAAGAUGUUCCAGGUGAGCCAGGCUGAGCUGGCCUUGUUCCACCAGGAUAUCCACAAGCUCCUGAUGGAUCUAGAACUGCUGCUGGGCAUGGCCAAGGCACAGCAGCUUGAGUAGGUAAAGGACCUACCUGCCCUGUAUGCCUGGCUCCAGGAGUUUGCCUGCCAUAGGCAGUUUGUGCCCUUGAGAGGCACCUGGGUGGAGAUUGAUGGGAAUCUUCCCAAUGGAGAGGCACUGGUGAGGCAGUUCCUGCAGGGCUAGAACUACUUCCUGCAGGAGUUUGGGAAGAUGUGCUCGGAGGUCUGGCUACCAAACACAUUUGGCUCCUCCUCAGCACAACUUCCCCAGAUCAUGCACAGAUGUGGAUUCCUGGUCCAAAAACUGAGCUGGAACUUGGUGAACUUCUUUCCGCACCAUACCUUUUUCUGGGAAGGGCUGGAUGGCUCCCGUGUGCUGGCCCACUUCCCACCUCAUAUGGGAUGGGGGCAGUGUAGAGGAGGUGAGAGGGUACUAAAGACAGUGGCCAAAAAAUGGGAGAAAGGACGGACCAACCACAGUGCCUUCCUCUUCGGCUUUGGGGAUGGAGGUGGACCCCCUCAGAUUAUGGUGGACCACUUAAAGUGGCUAUACAAUACAGAUGGCUGCCCAGUUGUCUUCUGCGGGCAGCUGCGCUCGGUGCUGGGGAGUGACUCCAAGCACUGCAUGUGCGUCCGAGAGCUCUUCUUGGAGCUGCAUACUGGCACCUGCACUGCCCACGCUCAGAUCAAGAAUGGGAAUCAGGAGUGUGCGCAUGACCUGGAGCUGCUCAGUCUGGCUCUGUGCAGUGUCCACUUUCCAUCCCUGGCAGCACAGCUGCAGAACCUCUGGAAGUCAGCCUGGUUUGCCCCCCUCCUGCUCUUGAACAAGUUCCAUGGAUCUGGAAACUGCAUUCAGCUGGUGGCAGAAGAAGCCAUGUGCCACUACAAAGACAUCUGUUCCUAUGGCAACACACUGCUCAGUGCUUUGGAUGCAGCCUUGUGAGUGGAGCCAGGUGCCAAGGGCCUCCUCAUUAUAAAUACCCUGCCUUGGAAGCACACUGCAGUGUGCCUGCCCAGGCCUGGCCGGACCCACAGCCUGGUCCUGGUGACAGUGUGCAGUAUGGGUUAUACUCCUGCUGCUGCCCCUACCUCACUGUCGACCCUGCAGCCUGUGUUUGUUGUGCAAGAGGUGAGUGCUGGCAUGUCCAGGGAGGCUGUUGCCAAGGGCACUGUGGGAAGCCAGUUUGUGUGUUUGUUAUGUCCCCUGUACUGGGAUGUGUGGGACGUCAUGGAUUACCACCUGGGCCCCAGGAAGCCAGUGCUGAGCCGGGCAGGGACCCUAGCAGUGGGUGCUGAGGGCGGUGUGGGCAGCACCUGGCUCCUACUGCAGAUCAGUCCCCACAGUCAGCAGCAGGAAGUUGUCCUGGACAUUGGUGGCCGCUAUGUCCACUUCCACACGGAGGUGCACUGGCACGAAGCCCACACAUUUCUGAAGGUGGAGCUCCCUGCCUGUAUGCAGACCCAGGCCACCUCUGAGGGUCAGUUUGGGCAACUGCAGUGUCCCGCCCACUGUACCACCUCUGGGAACUGGGCUCGAUUUGAGGUACAGAGCAUCAGUUCCGGGCAGCCAGGCUCUGCGCCGGCAUGGAGGUGUGGGUCUUCCCAUGGCCAGAACUCCAGCCGGCCCAUUCCCCCUUCCCCACAGCUGUGGGCACCUAAGGCCCCUGAUGCCACUGCUGACUUGGGGCACCACGAGUUCACAUAUGUGCUGAUGCCGCCCAAGGGCUCCUUCCAAGAUGGCCUAAUCCAAACAGCCUACAGCCUCAAUUUCCUGCUGUUGACACUGCUGUCCAGGUCCGGCUGAGCACCCACAGCCGCCUGGAGUGCCUUCACUGUGUUCCCGCAGGCGGUGCUGGAGACUAUCCAGAAGGCAGGGGCUGGCCACCUACCCUUUAGGGACAGCCUGAAACUCACCUUUUCUCCCUUCCAAGUGCACUCUGGCUCAAGCUUCCACCUCCCUUAAC